UUAUUUGUAAUAAAUAAACAAGUUGUUUAAUAGUGAAACCUAUCAGUUGUUAUGAUAGGUGACAAUGUCGUAUAUAAAAAUGGAUAAAUUGGACUUUUUACCUUUAAUAUUUAAAUGUUUUUAUAGAUAGGGCCUUUUGUUUUUUGUCAAUAAAUUCGCUAAUUUGGGUCGGAGGAGUCCAAUUUCUUCUGUAGACAUUUGUUUUGAUUCAAUACAUUAUAAUCAACAAUAAAAUCGAUUUUGAAUUUUUGGUUAGUUAGGGCCAUAAUACAACAAUUAGAAGGUAGAAUCAGUAGAAGAGUACGUUCUCAAUUUUACAUGCCUUGAAUUGUCACAAAAUAGAAAAUUAAAAAAUAUAAAACAAAACAUCAAAUGAAAAUUAUUGGAAAAUUUUUGUGAAAAAAAAAUAAAAUUUAAUAGUUUGAAUAAAAAAGAACGCAAAACCGUUGGAAAUCAAAAUACGGACAUACAAGUGUGGAAUACUGCUUGCGUGUGCCGUUCAAGUAAUAUUUCAUGGUAUUUUUCGUGGUUUUUCAUUUGAAUAUUUUGAAGUUUUUCUCUUUUUAGUUCUUCUAUAUUUGACAUAACAAGGCAGAAAAUUGAUAACUCUCCCUACUGAUUCUACCUUUUACUGGUUGUAUCAUGGUUAGGGCGUUUGCGUUUCAGUGAACCUUAAAUUCAAUAUUUACCUAAAAGUCUAUUAUAAAUACAUACAUAUGUACCUAUAAUGUUCAUCAAAAUAUAAACAGACAACUUGUGCAUCAAAAAUCACUGAAAUGAACAUUUACAAUGGUAUAUAAAUAAGCGACAUAGCAGUGCAUUUUAAAAAAGCCUAUUAUUACUACAAUAGAUAUUUAAUGUAUUAAACAUGUAUUUAAUACAUAUAACACAACUGCUGCUAACAACACUUGCUAUUACAGCUAAAGAACUGGAGGAAACAAAUACUACAUUUUUACCUUAUACCUUAAAAUCACAGAAAAAACAAGAUGCAGUAUUAGAGGAAUCGUUACAAAAUAUUGUAUUAAGCAGUAAAAACGCCUACAGCUCAAAGGAUAAACAAGCAUUGAAUAUAUACGAAGAAAAUAGUGGAAUAAUUAAACCGUUAGAGAAGAAUAAUUGGGAAAGAUUAACAACAUUUCUGUCUACAGGUCCAGCCGCCUCAAAUAAACAUGCAGAUAGUUAUUUAUGCAAAACCCAAAAUCUGCAACACUCAACAUCAUUAUUUGGAUCUUAUAAUUUUUUUGUAGCUCAAGCAAUAUUUUUAUUAAUACAUUUCGCAGUUUUAUCAUAUAUUUUAUUUGGCGGUGUGGCAUUAUUUAACCGUUUAUUGUCUUUGUCCCAGCCAAUUGGUUUGGUUGGAAAUGGUAAUUUCUACAAGUGACUUGUAACAAAUAAAAAACUAAUGUAUGUUUAAAUUGUACUAAUUAAGGAAAGACAUAUUGUUUUAAUAAAAUUUAAUAAAAAUACAUAUAUAUAUUUGUG
Messenger RNA from Lucilia sericata (common green bottle fly), 1482 nucleotides. RefSeq lists its product as uncharacterized. NCBI's taxonomy places the organism in Eukaryota, Metazoa, Arthropoda, Insecta, Diptera, Calliphoridae. The coding region runs from base 869 to 1381 and encodes 170 amino acids. The transcript is spliced from 2 exons. The record is from RefSeq and is a predicted model, not a curated record.